Molecule: messenger RNA, 3135 nt
Organism: Cucurbita moschata (crookneck pumpkin)
Lineage: Eukaryota; Viridiplantae; Streptophyta; Magnoliopsida; Cucurbitales; Cucurbitaceae
Product: probable methyltransferase PMT27
Exons: 8
Coding region: 1-3135 (1044 amino acids)
Cellular component (GO): endosome; trans-Golgi network; cytoplasm
Molecular function (GO): methyltransferase activity
Source: RefSeq, a predicted model, not a curated record
AUGGCGCUUGGAAGGCCCCGCAGUAGCAAGAGAUCCUCCUCUUCUUCCUAUGCUUCCACUGUUACAACCCUCAUCUUCUUAGCCUUAUGUGUUCUCGGAAUAUGGAUGCUCACCUCCACCUCUGUUGUACCUCCGCAGACCACCACUCGGACUUCUUCCGAUACCUCCUCCGCUACUACCACCAUGGACAAUCUCCAACUCCCUAGAUCAGAGGAUAAGGAGGCGUCUGCGGUGUUCGAGGAUAAUCCUGGUGAUCUCCCUCUUGAUGCUAUUAAAUCCGAUGAUAGUAAUGAUAGUAAUGUUAUCGAUGACCGAUCAAAGGACAGUGCCAGUGACGGGCAGGAAUCUAGAGACCAAGACGGGGGUGGCGGAAAUGAGGCUCAAUUGUCGGAGGAGAGUGCAAUGACUCAAAACCAACAAGUGGUUGAGAGCCAAAAAGUAGAGGAGAAGGUAGACUUGGGAGGGAGCCAAGAACAAAACGCUAAUUCAUCUGAUCAAAGCAAUGAAUCCACGGAGACUGUGGAAUCUGAUAAUAAUAAAUCGAAUGAAGCAUCGCUCGAGAUUAAUCCUCAAGAACAACCACAAGAACAGCUGCCGGAAGAGCCUGAAAACAAUGGUAGUCAACAAGAAAUUCCACAAGCAAUUACAAAUGAAGAGCAGCAGCAGCAGCAAGCAACCGACAUCCCAGAAAACAGCGGAGACUCUCAAACCGAUCAACAGCAAGCAACCGACAUCCCAGAAAACAGCGGAGACUCUCAAACCGAUCAACAGCAAGCAACCGACAUCCCAGAUAACAGCGGAGACUCUCAAACCGAUCAACAGCAAACAACCGACAUCCCAGAAAACAGCGGAGACUCACAGACCGAUCAACAGCAAGCAACCGACAUCCCAGAAAACAGCGGAGACUCUCAAAACGAUCAACAGCAAGCAGCCGACAUUCCAGAAAACAGCGGAGACUCUCAAACCGAUCAACAGCAAGCAGCCGACAUCCCAGAAAACAGCGGAGACUCUCAAACCGAUCAACAGCAAGCAGCCGACAUCCCAGAAAACAGCGGAGACUCUCAAACCGAUCAACAGCAAGCAGCCGACAUCCCAGAAAACAGCGGAAACUCUGAAAACGAUCAACAGAAACCUGAAACUGAAGCUGAAAAAGUCCCACAAGAAUCUGAAACCCAAAACCAGGAUGAUGGCAAGACCGAACAACAGCAACAACAACAGGACAGUUCAAACACAAGCAACAACAGUGAAGAAACUGCGUCGGAGCAAAAUCAGCCACGAGAGGAACACCGACGCAACAAAAUGCCAACUGAGAAUCAAGAAUCACAGAAAACUGAAUCCAGGGAGAGCCAAGAAACACCAAAGGACUCAAAAACAACAGAAAACAAAGUGGAAGAGACAACCACUGCAGGGUCACUUGAUACCUCGGCAAUACCCAAAGAGUCGAAGGAGUCUAAAAAGUCGUGGUCGACACAAGCCGCGCAAUCGGAGAACGAGAAAGAUCGCCGGCGGGAAGAAUCCACUAGCAACGGCAGCCUCUACGGGUACACUUGGCAGCUCUGCAACGUCACGGCGGGCACCGAUUACAUCCCCUGUUUAGACAACGAGAAAGCACUGAAGCAGCUGCGUACAACAAAGCACUUCGAGCACCGGGAGAGGCACUGCCCCGAGGAGGGACCCACCUGCCUUGUCGCACUGCCAGAGAAUUACAAAAGAUGCAUCGAAUGGCCCAAAAGCAGGGACAAGAUUUGGUACCACAAUGUGCCGCAUACAAAGCUAGCCGAAGUGAAAGGCCACCAAAACUGGGUCAAGGUCACGGGCGAGUUCUUGACUUUUCCCGGCGGUGGCACCCAGUUCAUCCACGGCGCUCUCCACUACAUAGAUUUUAUUCAACAGGCUGUACCGGAUAUUGCAUGGGGGAAGAGGACAAGAGUGGUAUUGGACGUGGGCUGUGGAGUUGCCAGCUUCGGCGGCUAUCUGUUCGAAAAGGAUGUUCUUACAAUGUCGUUUGCUCCAAAAGACGAGCAUGAAGCUCAGGUGCAAUUCGCACUUGAGCGGGGAAUUCCGGCCAUUUCUGCUGUCAUGGGCUCACAACGUCUGCCAUUUCCAAGCAUGGUUUUUGACAUUAUUCACUGUGCUCGGUGUAGAGUGCCUUGGCAUGCAGAAGGAGGGAUGCUUCUCUUAGAAUUGAACCGAGUGCUGAGGCCAGGUGGAUUUUUUGUUUGGUCUGCAACUCCCGUGUAUCAGAGCCUGGAAGAAGACAUCGAGAUUUGGAAGGAAAUGUCUGAUUUGACGAAGUCCAUGUGUUGGGAGCUAGUGACGAUUCAGAAAGACAAGCUGAAUUCCAUUGGGGCCGCCAUUUACAGGAAACCAGCCUCAAAUGAAUGCUACGAUCAAAGAAAACACAAGCGUCCUCCCAUGUGCAAAAACGACGAUGAUCCAAACGCAGCUUGGUACGUGCCAUUGCAAGCGUGCAUGCACCGUGUACCAGUUGACAAUGCAAUGAGGGGCAGUAACUGGCCACAACAAUGGCCGAAGCGGUUGCAAGCACCUCCUUACUGGCUAAACAGCUCACAAAUGGGAAUUUAUGGAAAACCAGCUCCGCAAGAUUUCACAACUGAUUAUGAACAUUGGAAAAGAGUUGUGAAUAAAACUUACAUGAGUGGAUUAGGCAUAAAUCUGUCCAACAUCAGAAAUGUGAUGGAUAUGAGAUCUGUUUAUGGCGGGUUUGCAGCAGCGUUGAGAGACCUUAAAGUCUGGGUAAUAAAUGUGGUGAAUAUUGACUCUCCUGAUACACUUCCGGUGAUCUACGAGCGCGGUCUCUUUGGGAUUUACCAUGAUUGGUGUGAGUCGUUCAGCACAUAUCCAAGAACAUAUGAUCUACUACACGCUGAUCAUCUUUUCUCAAAGUUGAAAAAGAGGUGCAAACUGCAACCUGUCUUGGCAGAGGUGGAUCGAAUAGUAAGGCCUGGAGGCAAAUUGAUUAUCCGAGAUGAAUCCAGCACGAUUGGAGAAGUGGAGAACCUGUUGAAGUCUCUCCGUUGGGAAGUUCACUUGACCUUCUCCAAAAAUCAGGAAGGGCUUCUGAGUGCUCAGAAAGGCGAUUGGAGACCAGAUACUUAUGCAGAGUCUUCCUGA